UCACUCAAUUUGUUAGAAAGUUACUCCAUUUUGGUUAUAUAUAUUCAAUGCUUAAGGAUUUGAGUCUGUAAGAUUGAAUUUUUAUGCAGAAAUGGAAGCUGAUAUCAGUGAGAAGUUGUUGAGUGAAGUGCAAGCUGUGGAGGAUGGUGAAAAGGAAGUGAAUUUCAAGGAGAAGUUAUGGAACGAGACGAAGAAGAUGUGGGUGAUUGCUGCUCCAGCCAUGUUCACAAAGUUUUCGACGUUUGGAGUAACUGUUAUUACUCACUCAUUUGUUGGUCGUAUUGGACCUAAUGAACUUGCUGCUUAUGCUUUAGUCAGUACUGUCCUCCUGAGAUUUGGCAAUGGCAUUCUGAUGGGAAUGGCAAGUGGAUUAGAAACUUUAUGUGGACAAUCGUAUGGUGCAAAACAAUAUCACAUGCUUGGGAUUUAUCUCCAAAGAUCUUGGAUCGUCUUGACAGUAACCACAACCCUGCUUUUACCACUCUAUAUCUUCACCACGCCAAUCCUAAAAGCUUUAGGACAGAAUGAAGAUAUAGCAAAAGAGGCCGGGCUCAUUUCUUUAUGGUUAAUACCGGUGACUUACUCCUUCGUUGCAUCAUAUACAUGUCAAAUGUUCUUACAAGCUCAAAGCAAGAACAAGAUUAUUACAUACUUGGCAGCUUGUACCUUAGCUAUCCACAUUUCCCUCUCCUGGCUUUUAACUGUGAAGUUUAAGUUUGGAAUCACCGGUGCCAUGAUAUCUACAAUUUUGGCAUACUGGCUUCCCAAUGUUGGUCAGUUAAUGUUCGUAAUGUGUGGAGGAUGCAAAGAAACUUGGAAAGGCUUUACAUGUUUGGCAUUCAAGGAUCUUUGGCCUGUAAUCAAGCUUUCUUUGUCUUCUGGUGCCAUGCUUUGCCUUGAAUUCUGGUACAAUAGUAUACUAGUUCUUAUUACAGGAAACUUGAAAAAUGCUAUGGUUCAGAUUGGUGCUCUUUCUAUAUGCCUUAACAUCAAUGCUUGGGAAAUGAUGAUAUCUCUUGGUUUCUUAGCUGCAGCAUGUGUACGAGUGUCAAAUGAGUUGGGAAGAGGGAGCGCGAAAGCAGCAAGCUUUUCAAUAUGGAAUACAGCAACAACAUCAUUUGUCAUUGGGUUCAUUCUGUUUCUGUUCUUUCUGUUCUUGCGUGGACGUCUGUCUUACUUAUUCACUGACAGUCCAGAUGUGGCUAAAGAAGUCGAAAAAUUGUCUCCUCUAUUAGCAUUUUCCAUACUCAUGAACAGUAUUCAACCAGUUCUCUCUGGUGUUGCUGUUGGCGCCGGAUGGCAGAGCAUUGUAGCCUAUGUUAACAUAGGCUGCUAUUAUUUAGUAGGCAUUCCAGUUGGAGUUGUACUUGGUUAUGUUUUCAAACUGCAAGUUAAAGGUGUUUGGGUUGGAAUGAUUUUUGGUACACUGGUGCAGACAAUUGUACUACUUAUAAUCACAUUGAAAACAGAUUGGAAUAAACAGGUUUUAAUUGCUCAACAGAGAGUGAAGAGAUGGCUAGUAGAAGAUAAAACUAAUGAUGAUUCACAAACUGCUUGAUGUUGAAAAAUUCCUAAGCUUUUUUGAUCAUGUAAUUUCAUGAGCAUUAAAUUCUUAUCAUAUGAUAUAGAAUUUUAGAUGUAUCAAUAGAAAAACAAUUACAUUUUCAAC
Messenger RNA from Solanum verrucosum, 1669 nucleotides. RefSeq names its product protein DETOXIFICATION 21-like. Gene Ontology annotation, biological process: xenobiotic detoxification by transmembrane export across the plasma membrane. The record is from RefSeq and is a predicted model, not a curated record. Gene Ontology annotation, cellular component: membrane. The coding region runs from base 92 to 1558 and encodes 488 amino acids. The transcript is spliced from 8 exons. NCBI's taxonomy places the organism in Eukaryota, Viridiplantae, Streptophyta, Magnoliopsida, Solanales, Solanaceae. Gene Ontology annotation, molecular function: xenobiotic transmembrane transporter activity; antiporter activity.